UAUCGUUUUGUAGCUAGCUACCUAAUCGAUGUCGUGCAGCUACAUUUUAUUUUUUUUGCAUGUCAGAAGCCGCAGGAAUAUCAAGAAAUCAAGCACUGACAUACAUACACAGGUAGUCCAUGGCAGAUCGCACUGAUACUACUUCUCCGUUGGAACCUGCGGCAGACGUGGGCUUUCCUCCCCCUCCUCCCCCUAUCUACUCUUGCACUCUGACCCCAGAGCUGGUGGCCAAGGCACGCGAGGAACUGCAGGAGAAGCCUGAGUGGAGGCUCCGAGAUGUGCAGGCGCUGCGCGACAUGAUCAUGAAGGAGCAACCCAAUUUGAGAACACGGCUGGAUGAUGCAUUUCUCCUACGUUUCCUUAGAGCCAGGAAGUUUGAUUAUGACCGGGCCCUGCAGUUGCUCCUGAACUACCACGGCAGCAGGAGAGCCUGGCCUGAGGUGUUCCAAGACCUGAAGCCCUCUACAGUGAAGCAUGUACUGGAUCUGGGCUUCCUCACUGUCCUCCCGAGGCCAGAUCCUCAAGGUCGCUACAUCCUGUGCUUAAGGCCAGGGAGAUGGAAACCAAAUGACUAUCCAUUUGUAGACAACAUACGGGCCAUUUAUUUGACACUAGAGAAGCUGAUUCAGCCUGAGGAGACCCAAGUGAAUGGCAUAGUUAUUCUAGUGGAUUACAAUGGAGUUGGCUUGUCUCAAGCCUCCAACCCAGGUCCUCUUCUGUCAAAGAAAGUUGUUGGGAUUCUUCAAGAUGGAUUUCCAAUCAGAAUAAAGGCAGUAAAUAUCAUAAAUGAGCCUCUAAUCUUCAAGGGUAUAUUUGCAAUAAUUAAACCUUUUUUGAAAGAGAAGAUGGCUGAAAGGUUUGUCUUGCAUGGCUCUGAUCUCUCAUCGCUGUACCGGGUAAUCCCUCGCUCAGUGCUGCCAGAAGAAUAUGGUGGGAUGGCUGGCCAUCUAGACAUGUCCGUUUGGGCACACACUCUGAUGAAGGCUGAGGAGGAGUUUGUGGUUGAGUUCUGCCAGCCUGAUCCUCUUGAGGGUGCCGUACUGCCUGACUCCUUGCUCUUUGAGGGUGAGCAGGUUGGGGUUCAGGGUGAGGACUCUUACAGAAGCCUUCGUUCUCAGCUCUACUAUUGCUACUGACCUACAUCAGCUUUUGUUUAUUUUGAAAUGUGUCUUUUUUGGUGACUGUAAGGUUCAAAGGUCCAUUUUAAAUUUCUUAAAUGCAUAAUGAUAGCUAAAGAGGUAAGCACUGACUUGCCUUCUUGAGUUAAAGAAAUCUUAGGCUAACAGAGUUAGUGUUCAGAGUCAGCAUGUUUGUUCAUUAUUAAAUUGCUCUUUUUUUGAAUCUUGUAAGAGAAUGUGAUUUUAUCCCAUCUGUGAAAAAAAAGACCUAUUCCAGUGGUUGUUCUUAUGUGUAAGUUGUAGUUUUUUCUUUACUUAAAUUAUUGUUGCUCACGCAGACUGUUCCAAUAGAUUUUCCGUUCAAACUAGAUUUGUAUUCUCUCACCAGGAGAAAUACUGUAGUAGUUUUAACUAAUUUAUAUAUUGUUACAUUUUAACUCUGAAGUAAGGCGCAUUUACAUAUGCUUGUGUUGUUUGCACCUCACAAUAACUACAGAAUGGCAGUCUGACUAAUGUGCAUUCAUUGUUCUUUCCUUAUUAAUCUUUUUUGUUUACACUUUGUCAUAUUCAUGCCUUAAAGUUCUGCAUUUUACCCUUUAUAAGUUCUUUGUGCUUACAGCAAUAUGUUAUAGUUGGUUAUUAAAGUUGAAUUUGCAUCUCCACAAGGCUUUCUUACAUGUGGGUUUGACCCUGCAAAUUAAAUGUAAACACCAGCUAGUAAAGUACCACCUAAACAUCAUGCUGAAUAAACCUUUUGAGCCCAAAUAUGCUUAUAUAAAAACCCUGGUUUAAGGGGCCAAAAUAACAAUUCAAUAUAUGCUGUUUGGACAUGUGUAAAUACAGAAUAACAUUGUUCUAAAAAUGUCAUUAAUCUGACAUUUAAAUUUAAUUUGUUUUUGUCUUGUGCGUGAUUUAGUUAGAGGGCACUGAAACACUCUCUUCAAAAAAUCUUAACUCGUUCAUUGAGUAUUUACCAGUAGAUGGAGACAUUGUACUUGCUUUAUGAAUGGUUUAAAAAAUAAACAUGCAUUUCGGUUUGC
Electrophorus electricus (electric eel) is the source of this 2158-nucleotide messenger RNA. It is a transcript of the gene ttpal, whose product is annotated as tocopherol (alpha) transfer protein-like. The record is from RefSeq and is a predicted model, not a curated record. Gene Ontology annotation, molecular function: phosphatidylinositol bisphosphate binding. NCBI's taxonomy places the organism in Eukaryota, Metazoa, Chordata, Actinopteri, Gymnotiformes, Gymnotidae. Gene Ontology annotation, cellular component: membrane.